Camarhynchus parvulus is the source of this 3004-nucleotide messenger RNA. RefSeq names its product aryl hydrocarbon receptor-like. The record is from RefSeq and is a predicted model, not a curated record. Gene Ontology annotation, biological process: regulation of transcription by RNA polymerase II. Gene Ontology annotation, cellular component: aryl hydrocarbon receptor complex; nucleus. Gene Ontology annotation, molecular function: nuclear receptor activity; protein dimerization activity; transcription cis-regulatory region binding. NCBI's taxonomy places the organism in Eukaryota, Metazoa, Chordata, Aves, Passeriformes, Thraupidae.
CUGCCUCUCUCCCUGAGGGAGCGGCGCUCGGGCGCUGCCGGCCCGGCCAUGUACGCGGGCCGCAGGCGGAGGAAGCCGGUGCCGCGGGCGACGCGGCCGGGCCCGGCCGAAGGCGGCGGCUCCAACCCGUCCAAGCGGCACCGGGAGCGGCUGAACCGGGAGCUGGAGCGGCUGGCGGGGCUGCUGCCCUUCCCGCCCGACGUGGUGGCCGGGCUGGACAAGCUCUCGGUGCUCCGCCUCAGCGCCGGCUUCCUGCGCGCCAGGAGCUUCUUGGGCGUUGCUCUGAAGAAUCCUGGUGCCGAGGAAGCCCAGAGGGAUGGAGCCUGUGGCACUGGGCCAGCCCUGGGCUCAGCAGCAGUUCCAGAGGGUGAGCUGCUCCUGCAGGCACUCAAUGGCUUUGUGCUGGUGGUGACAUCAGAAGGGCUGAUAUUUUACUCCUCGCACACGAUCCAGGACUAUCUGGGAUUUCACCAGACAGAUGUCAUGCACCAGAGCGUCUUCGAGCUGAUCCACACCGAGGACCAGCCGGAGUUCAGGCGCAACCUCCGCUGGGCCCUGGACGCACCGCGCGCUCCUGAGGGUGAGCCCUCUGCAGCAGUAGGGAGGAGUCUUAGCUCCUCUGCUGUCCUCUACAAGCCGGAUCAGCUGCCCCCAGACAACUCCUCCUUCCUGGAGAGGAGCUUUGUGUGCCGCUUUCGCUGCCUCCUGGAUAAUUCCUCGGGCUUCCUGGCUUUGAACCUUCAAGGCAGGCUGAAAUUCCUUCAUGGGCAGAACGAAAGGUCUGAAGAUGGCUCUGUCCUGCCCCCGCAGCUCGCUCUGUUCGCCAUCUCCACGCCCCUGCAGCCGCCGUCCCUCCUGCAGAUCCGAACCAAGAACAUGAUCUUCAGGACCAAGCACAAGCUGGACUUCACCCCCUUGGCGUGUGAUGCCAAGGGGAAGAUCGUCCUGGGCUACACCGAGGCGGAGCUGCGGAUGUGUGGCACGGGGUACCAGUUUGUCCAUGCUGCUGACAUGCUGUACUGUGCUGAGAACCACGUCAGGAUGAUGCAGACGGGCGAGAGCGGGCUGACGGUGUUCCGGCUGCUGACCAAGGACAAGCGCUGGAAGUGGGUGCAGGCCAACGCCCGGCUCGUCUACAGGAACGGCAAACCCGAGUCCAUCGUGGUCACACAGAGACCCCUCGUGGAUGAAGAAGGAGGAGAGCACCUUCGGAAGCGGUCCAUGCAUCUUCCCUUCACCUUUGCUACAGGAGAGGCGCUUCUGUACCAAAGUACUCAUCCUCUCCCAGGCUUCCCUGACCUUUUCCAGAGCAAAGGGAAACUCAGCAAGUCCGAGAAGCCCUCCUGCAGCCACGUAGGGCACUCCCAGAAGAAUGGCAUUGACCCCAGGUCCCUGCUGGGUGCUGUGAUGCAGCAGGACGAGGCGGUGUACACCUCCCAGCCAGCUCCCAUUCCCAACCCUUCCUUCAGCAGCACUUUCCAGCUCAAGGCUGUGUCCUUGCCAGGUGCAGGAGGGGAUGCCUGGAGUAUGGGCACAGCUCCAGCUUCUUCAAGGGCCAACAGCCUCCAAGAGAAGCUGCUGGAUUUGCAGCAGGAGGACCCUCUCUUGGCCACCAUGGACUUGCUCUCAGUUAAGAGUGACCAGAGCUGUUCCAACGAGCUCUUCAGUGCUUUGGAGGGCCUGGCCUUGAAUGCUGAGGACCUGGAGCUCCUGCUGCCGGAUGAGAAAAUGGUGAUGGUCAAUACGGACCCAGACCAGUCCCCAUCCCUGAAUAACAGCCUGGCCAGCGACCAGAUUGUCUCCUGUGUCCCCAGGCCUCCAGUGGAUGGGCAUGAGGGAGGGCAGCGGGUCUGUCCCCUGCCAGCCAUGCCCCCCAGCCCGCAGGGAGGCUCUGCUCCGUGCCACACGGAGGACAAGGACUCGGGGUGCCCCCUGGCACAGCAUGCAGGGCAGCCCAGCACUGCCCUGGGCCAGCCCCCCACGCUGCUGUGGGAGCAGCCCCUCAGUGCUGUGCCAGGGCUGCUCCCAGCGCUGGCUGAGCAGCAAGAGCUGUCCAGUGGCUCCCGGUGGGCACCAGCUGGGCAGGAGACUGUGCUCCCCUCCUUCCAGCCAGUGCAGGGCGCCCCAUGGCACAGGACCCCCAGCUCAGCCCUGGGAGCUCCCUGCCCGCAGGAGCCGCCCAGGGCCCAGCAGCUGCAGGGAGACUUCUCAGUGGUGCAGCCCCUCCAAGAGGAUGCCCAGCAGUCCUUCUCCCUGCCCAGCCAGUGCCAGGAGCACGUGGCACCACCCAGCCAGCCCAGGCACCAUCACUUGCUGAUGAACGGGGCAUGUGGCCCCUGCCCCAGCUCUUCUCCACACCCCGGCCCAUGGCAGGCCUGUGCCUGCCCUCUGCUGCGGGCUCCAGCUCAGCCUGGCACUCCUGGCCUCGGCAGGGACGGGAUCUCCCAGCCCCAGGGCUGCCUGGGCCCCGGGCCUGGCCUGCCCCCACAGCAGUUUAGCCUGGAUGCAUUGUGCAGCCUGGAUGCUGCUGGCUCCUGGGAAGAGACAGCUCCAUACCCCAGGCUGUUUCUCCCUUUCUGCCAGCUCGUUCCUGAAAAGCAGCUGAACUCUGUUCUUUCCGUGCCCCAGCACUCUUCCCCCAGCUCAGCUGCAGGGCACUUGGGGAGCAUCAGCAGCCCUCUGGAGACACUGAAUUCCUGUGGGACACGUGGCUGUGCGCGGAGCCAGGAGGGCAGGCACAGGCCCUGCAGCAGCCCUGGUUUGCCCAGCUCUCCCAUGGGACUGCCCCAAGACCAUCCAGGGCUGGGGGGAAGCCUGGCACUGCCCUGCCGGCCUCAGCCCCGGGCAGAAGUGCUGCCAGAUCACCCUCACCCCUCCAGGGGGGACUUCUAUCUCUAGGAGAGACAGGAAUGGACAAAGCAGGACUUUUCCCUGGGGCAGGAGCUGCCUUCAAGCUGCAGAAAACAAAACAAACCUUCCCCUGCUGCUGGGUGCCAUUGAUGUU